Molecule: messenger RNA, 2681 nt
Organism: Exserohilum turcica Et28A
Lineage: Eukaryota; Fungi; Ascomycota; Dothideomycetes; Pleosporales; Pleosporaceae
Exons: 2
Coding region: 1-2466 (821 amino acids)
Biological process (GO): glycerophospholipid catabolic process
Cellular component (GO): cytosol
Molecular function (GO): A2-type glycerophospholipase activity
Source: RefSeq, a predicted model, not a curated record
AUGGCUGGCUAUAGGAACACGCGCAAUCUGGGCCAGCAGUGGCUGCGCGGGACGCGUCGUGGCUUGCACACCAAGCCCCCGCUAUCCAACAGGUCCAAGGCGGCCAUUCUCGGUCUUCGCUAUGGCCCCCCUUUUCUGCUUGCGACCGCCGCUGCCGGCUUCCUUUCGUCUGACCACUCUCCAUACCCGCUGUUCCGCCCCAUCCGCCUCGACGCACCUUUACUGAAGCGAUACAUCUUCAGUGGCAGUGGUGGAGGAGAUGAUACAAAGACAGAGCGUACGUCCGUCGGCGAUGCAGAAAGGCAGAUAAAUGAAGAGGAUCAGGGCAAGCCAGGCGAGCAAGAUGCACCACCCCAGACUCGUGUUGCAAAGGGCUACAGCGGCGAGGAAAAGCAAGGCGGAGAGAACCAAUCCGCAUGGCAGACUAUCACAGACAAAUUUCCAAAGUCGCCGUCGCCCUCCAAGAUCGGUGACACCAUCAUCGACUACAUUGUGCCCAACUGGGUCAAGGUCCUACCCGGCUUUAUCCGAAAGCUGCAGAACGAGCUCUCCAUGGCGCCGGGAUCAUUGGCCGAAGAGCUAUGGCGCGAGGCCAACGACCCCGAAAUCAACCCCGAGAUUACCUGGGAUGCUUCUGUAAGAGUUUCGAACGAGCUGUGCGACGAAGAGAAGGUCUUUUUGGAGAAGCGCGCACACUUCACCAAGGCUGCACUAGCACGCUACCUUGAUAUUCCCGAAGCCACAAUACACCCUGACGAUGUCCCUGUCAUCGCCAUGUGUGGUUCUGGAGGCGGACUGCGUGCUCUCGUUGCGGGAACGUCGUCAUACCUCUCCACCAAGGAAGCCGGCCUCUUUGACUGUGUCACAUACACAGCAGGAGUCAGUGGAAGCUGCUGGCUCCAGACUCUCUACUACUCGGAACUUAGCCAACGCAGUCACGCUCGUAUCAUUCGGCACCUCAAAAACAGGCUCGGCGUGCACAUUGCCUUCCCACCCGACGCCCUAGAACUGCUUGUCAGCGCUCCGACGAACAAGUACCUUUUGAGCGGGAUGGUGGAAAAGGCAAAGGGCAUCCCAGAUGCCGAUUUUGGGCUGGUAGACAUUUACGGCGCCUUACUUGCAGCUCGCCUGCUCGUACCCAAGGGCGAGCUGUCUGUCAGCGAGUACGACUUCAAGAUCUCAAACCAGCGACGGUACACCGACAACGGCUCACAUCCGCUCCCAAUCUACACGGCCGUACGACAUGAGAUCCCUCUCGCCGAACAGUCAGAUACCAGUGAUCCUGUCGCAGCAGAGGAGAAGGCGAGAAAAGAAGCCUGGUUCCAAUGGUUCGAGUUUACCCCGUACGAGAUGUGGUGCGAGGAGCUCUCAGCCGGCAUACCCACGUGGGCAAUGGGUCGCCGUUUUCAAAAUGGCCGAACAGUCUGGCGAGACAAUGGCUUGGCAUUGCCCGAAGUACGCGUUCCUUUACUCAUGGGCAUCUGGGGCUCUGCUUUCUGCGCAACACUAUCACACUACUACCGCGAAAUCCGUCCUCUCAUGCGUAGUUUGACAGGCUUGGGCAGUAGUAUAGAUGCCAUGAUUGCAGAGCGCGACGAUGAUCUGGUCAAAGUCCAUCCCAUCGACCCUGCUGCAAUGCCCAACUACGCCCUCGGCAUGCGCGAGUUUCUUCCGUCGUCCUGCCCUGAAAGCAUCUUCGAACAGAAGAACUUCCAAUUCAUGGAUGCCGGCAUGUCUAACAACCUACCCAUUUACCCUCUGCUUCGCCCAGGACGCAAUGUAGACAUACUCGUCGCUUUUGACGCCUCUGCCGAUGUAAGAACCGACAACUGGCUCAAAGUCGCCGACGGAUAUGCCCGCCAGCGCGGCAUCAAGGGAUGGCCCGUAGGCGCAGGCUGGCCACCUGCUGACGAAUCCAUGGAAGACCUUGAAAGAGAUCUUGAACGCGCUCAAGCUAAGACUGAACAGCAGGCACAAGAAAAACUCGAACAGGCUAAAGAGGAGGAUGGUUCCAAGAAGAGUAAAGACCUUGGCUACUGCAAUAUCUGGGUCGGCACCACCGAAGAACGCACAUCUGACUCGGAACACCCGGAAAGCAAGCAAGUCGAGGAGGACUGGGAGCUCAUGCACCCGUCUUCUGGCAUCAGCGUCAUCUACUUUCCUUUCCUGGCCAACCCCAAAGUCCCAGGCGUAGACCCCACAGUCAGCGAUUUCAUGUCGACUUGGAAUUUUGUGUAUACUCCCGAGCAAAUCGACAGCGUCGUUGAACUUGCACGCGCAAACUUCAACGAGGGCGCUGAGCGCACCAAGCGCACGGUGAGGGCUGUAUAUGAGCGCAAGAAGAAACAAAGAGAAGAGCGGGAGAAGGAGGAGAAGGAAAGGCGGUGGCGGUGGAAGUUGAGUCAGGGAAGGAUUGCCGGGAGAAGGAUCGGUGGGGAUGGCGAGCAUGGAGAUCACUUUAGCUAAGGAGUUAAAGAAGAGGAAUGCUCUGGAAACGAUGAGAUGACGCUUUAUACCCACUUUUGGAUCGAGAAUGAAUACAUAAACGAAGACACAUAAUAUUAGAGUACGUGUGAAGGUUUUGAGGAAAAAUAGUCUCGUCUCACCCUGUAACCAGACAACAAGUGCAUCCAGAAGCACUCCCUCCGCCCUUCACAACGUAUAGAAAUAGCAACAGCUGC